GAGUGUAAAAAUGUUUUAAAAAAAGGAAAAUUUUCAGUGCUGCAUUCACUUUACAGUCUCCAAAGAUCAAGAUUUUAAAUUGUGGGUAUUUAUACCUGAUUGUAUAUAGUCAGAACGUCCCAGGGAAAGUUUAUGAAGUUGUUGGUAAUUUCACAGCAUUGUACAUACAACAAGCAUGGAAUGGUGUUACAUGCAUUUACGCGAAGCGUUCAUUGAGGAAAAAUUUACAAAAAAAUUCAAAACCAGGAAUUAAAAAUAUCUACAAAAAGAAUUUGAUGGUUUUUGUUGAAACAACAUAAUUUGUAAUGUAGUUUUUAGCUUUUCAAAACUAUAUGCACAAGUUAGAUAAAUCCAUAAAAAUUGUAUAAAAAGAAAAAAUGAUAAAAAACAAUGUCUAUGACUCUAUAUCCAAUCUUUUGUAAAUUCAAAAUGUCACCACUCGAAAGAAUAUUUUUUCUGUUACAGGUCACCAAAGAAAUAAUUCUGAAUUAUUGAGAAAGAUUAAAUCCUUAUAAAUGCAUUCCUAUUUUCCUGGGAUGUUAUUGGUUGACAUCUAACAGAUGUGGCAAAAAUGAACUGUCUGUAAUGUGUGGUUUGUGUGUAAGGUAGUAUAACAAAAGGGAGUAUUUGAAUCUUGGGUUAAAAGUGUUAAUCUCUAAUAUUAAAUAUGGCCAAAUGAUACAGGACAGUGGAAAAUAUUUACAGUACUUCAUUGUUUCAAGUAGCUUCCACGGUAGAAAUAUUUAUUUAAAACUGAAAUAUUGUAAAUACUUCUAAGUGUGUAUCAUUCAGCCAUUUUUUAUAAUUUUGAGUGUAAUCCUAAAAAGCAUGAAGAAAGAAUAAAGAGUGUGUUACAAAAAUUGAAUCAAUUGUUUGCAAUUCUUACUCAGUCCUGGUAGAAUUAUUUAGUAACAAUUACUUAUCUUCUGCAUGUAAUGUUAGAGAAAAUGUAGUUUUCUAUCAUGUUCUGGUUUUAUUUGAAUAACCUGUGUUGCCUAUUAUGCUACUGGCUUUAUUCAAAAUGCUUUCUUCACUUUUGCAUUACUAUUUUUUUUAAAUAUUGUGUACUGUUUCCAUAUCUAGUACAAUUCUGCUCUGUUAUGCUUCUAAAUGUGUAUAUAUUAGAUUUUCCUGAAAAACUCCAUGCAUUUGAAUCAUACAGUUAAAACUGGAGAUAUUGAAAUGAAAAUUGAAAUGUUUUGAAAAAUUAGUAAGAAUCAAGGAUAGGUGUUUUUGGAGGGACAUGGUCAUAGAUGACUAUAUACAGGUUGUGGCAAAAAUUAUAGUGAGGUGUUCUCUGGUUGUGUACAUAUGCAAGCUAUGCUAUGCCAGAUAUAUUGUGUGGGAACAUAUUCCAUCCGAUCAGUGUUGCGUUUGAGUUGUAUCAUACUUCCGGUGACUGGUGGUGUCUAAUAAAAUUAGUACUAAUUAAGUUUCGGGAUGCAAAAUAUUUGGUCAUUACGAAUUCAAGAUAUGUUUAGAAAAAGCAUUAUGUAAUCUCAAAUUAGUUUCCAGUUUGCUUGGCAGAUAUUCGUGGUAGUUUGUUACAUUUUCUGCCCAAUCAUGAAGGCACAUUCAUUUUGUUUUGUGGUCAUAAUGUCUGGUUCUUCCAGCUACCACGCAUGCUCCGUGCUAAAAGCAAAGAUAUCAAUGACAAGUGAUCGAUUUAAUUAGAAAGAAUUAGAAUGUUUUCAUGCAUUCUUUGUCGUGAAGUUCCUGGGGCUUGGUAACCGUAAAAUUACAACGAAACUAAAGAUGGCGGAAAAAACAAAAGACAAGUAUUCUAUACUUCUCCCUACUUACAACGAAAAGGAGAACUUGCCUCUAAUAGUGUGGUUGAUAGUGAAAUCGUUUGAAGAAAGUGGUGGAGAACACGAAUUUGAAAUAAUAGUAAUCGAUGACGGUAGCCCAGACGGAACUUUGGAAGCUGCGAAACAGCUACAAGAGAUUUAUGGUAGCGAUAAAAUUGUUUUAAGACCACGUCCAAAGAAAUUGGGUUUAGGCACUGCCUAUAUUCAUGGUUUGUCUCAUGCCACUGGCAAUUUCAUCAUCAUAAUGGAUGCCGAUUUAUCACAUCAUCCGAAAUUCAUCCAGGAUUUUAUCAGAAAGCAGAAAGAGGGAAAUUAUGACUUGAUAUCUGGUACUCGUUAUGUUGGAAGUGGUGGUGUCUAUGGCUGGGAUCUGAGGAGAAAACUAAUUAGUCGAGUUGCAAAUUACAUCACUCAAGUUUUGCUGAGACCUGGUGCUUCAGAUCUCACUGGCAGUUUCAGGCUUUACAAAAAGGAGGUGCUUUCAAAUCUGGUCAAUGCAUGUCAGUCAAAAGGAUUUGUCUUUCAAAUGGAAAUGAUCAUUCGUGCCAGACAGUUGGGAUAUACAAUUGGAGAGGUACCAAUAACAUUUGUUGAUCGUGUUUAUGGGGAGUCAAAAUUAGGUGGAAACGAAAUUAUUUCUUUUGCAAAAGGACUUCUUUAUCUUUUUGCCACAACUUAAGCAAACAGAUAAUUCAUAUAAAUUAUGGGAAAAUCUCAAAUAGGAAAUAUUAUUUAUCAAUUGAUAGUCGUAAAUACAAUGCACACUUUAUUCAAAGAUUUUUGUGUAUUUAGAUUGAGGGUUGGUGUCAAAUUAGACCGUUAUAAUUAGACCAGUUCCCAAGCCUUCACAGCAACAUAAAACACCUAAGCAACCCAGCUUUAAUCAAAUUUUAAAAAUAAAGACAAUGAUUUACCUGUUAAAACUUGUGCAGCUUGCAACUAGAAAAUGGCGGUGCGUGGCAAUUUUGGUUUUUGCAGACUCGAUUUGUAUAAAGGAAUUCUAGCAAUAAAGAAUGUAGAGAGGCUACUACCCAUGCUGUAGAAGCUUGUUUGACAUAUGGCCAACAAGU
This is a messenger RNA of Dendronephthya gigantea, 2881 nucleotides long. RefSeq names its product dolichol-phosphate mannosyltransferase subunit 1-like. The transcript is spliced from 10 exons. The record is from RefSeq and is a predicted model, not a curated record. Bases 1756 to 2490 code for a protein of 244 amino acids. NCBI's taxonomy places the organism in Eukaryota, Metazoa, Cnidaria, Anthozoa, Malacalcyonacea, Nephtheidae. Gene Ontology annotation, biological process: GPI anchor biosynthetic process; protein O-linked glycosylation via mannose. Gene Ontology annotation, molecular function: dolichyl-phosphate beta-D-mannosyltransferase activity. Gene Ontology annotation, cellular component: endoplasmic reticulum membrane.